AUGGCUCAUUCGGUAAGUUUGUGUAUUUGUUUUGAAUAUAUGUUUACGAUAGUUUCAGAGUCAUAGGCUGGAUAAAAUUUGUUUUUGAAUAUAUGUUUACAAUAGUUUUAGAUUAAUAUGUUUAUGAUAUUUUUAGAUUAAUAUGUUGGAUCUUAUCAAAGCUUGUGAAGCUGAAAGUGAACUCGACUUUCUUCAGGAGUCGUUUGUUCUGACUGAUGAGCAGAAGGAAGCUGUUCUUCAACAGCGCAUUAUAUUUUGGACGAACGCGAUGGCCGAAGAUAUUGAACGGGAGAAUCCGGUUGGAGUUGACCCUGAUAUGAUGGCAAACUGGACCGAGGAUCAACGUCGCCUGUUCAACGAAGACUGGGCCAAUGAUGAUGGUUUAUGCGAACUCGAACAGAUGCCUGAACCGCCAGAAAACCAAAUAGGUGAAGGGAGCAAGCGAAGGCACGCCAGUGAUCACGCCCCCUCAAAACGCCAAAGACCAGAGGAGUAUUUCACUAUUAAAUCAGCCAAGCAAGUUAACGUGAGGAAAUUCAGGACGACAGGUACACAUUAAACUGUUUUUAUAUUUUUAAGCGUAACAUCGGCUACGUGUGGGAUAUUGAUUGUUAUGUGCGAGUGAGGUUUCGUUUUUAUUAGGCUCCAUUUACACUAUACCGGAUUGCUAUCGGAGUGGGUCAAUUUGUAGGUAUCGAAAGGCUGUGAAGAUUUUUAAUCUCAGAGCCCCAAAUAAACAUGCCAAUUCUGUCAAACUAAUAAGCAUUUGCUACUAGCCAUUGCUCCGUAACGGCAAAAGAAGAUGUAGUGACCAGCGAAUCCGGUAUAGUGUAAACCGCGGCUUAUAAGAGUUAUAUUUAUUGCUUGUGUGUAAAUCUGUAAAGCGCAAACAUAUCCAACGCAUAUGCUUUUUAUAAAUUGGCCAUAACUUUCAAAUGAAGCUUUAGUAUUUACUGGGUUUAUGAUUGGAAUUGUAGCUAAAGUAUAGCAGUAUCCGAUAAAUAGCCUUGUUUGUACAACCCACGACCCCCCGUUUUAGGUAUUCUUUUUAGGAUUAUUCUAUAUUACUGGGUAAUCUCUAUAAUGAUUAUUGUCGUAUGUCCAAUGAGUGAUAGCUUUAAAGUUUGUUCGUUCACUGCAAUCAGAUAUAUAAAUCAUGUUGUUCGUUGGUUGUCCGUUAAUCUCUCACUGUGGACACAUGUUGCCAUGAAAAUAAGACGCAGGCCAGGCCGAACGUGUUUAUAUUUCCACAAGCCUAGGCCUAUGCCACCACUUGUAGUGAGCCCAGAUUUCCAGGCAUAGGCCAGACCCCAAGGCCAGGCAAAGACUAGGCCAAAGUCUGUUUACACUGUCAAAAUGUAUGCCACGGCUAAUGCAAGACUUGUACUGUAAACACGACUCAUGAAAUGUUGGGUGUUUAAGGCUACUUGCUACCAACUAUAGUCUUCUGAUUGCUAUUACUUGGUUAGUACAAUAUUGUAUGACGGUUUUUAGGUACAGACUACACUGUCCAAUUCAAUCCGUUGGACGUGCACGGGGUGUCAAACGUCAUGUCGACGUUGAACCGCGCAUUUCAACACUUAUUUGACCGACUUACGAGUGACAUGGCACCUCACGAUCAAGUUCGCUUGAUCCUCAACUCGCAUCAGCUGGACAAAUCCAUUUCCUUGCCUUUCCUACAACGAGAUCGUCUGACGCCUGAACGUUUCCUAGCUGCUAUUGAACGUGUCGUACAGUCCAAUGACCAAUUUACUUUGGAUAACUCUGUCAGCGUCAACGUGGUCCAUGUAGAAAUGCCUAACGGUGCCGGUAGAAAACGACGUGACGUUGUGAACUUGGAAAGUUACUUAACGAAAAAACGAGGCAUAGUCCAAGUCAAAAACAAAGAUGAUCUCUGCUGUGCCCGCGCAAUCGUAGUGGCCAAAGCAAAGCUGGACAAAGAUCCAAAGUAUAAGAGUAUUGUUGAUCACCGACGAGCUAUGCAGACAACCCUUGCUCAUCAACUUCACGAGUCAGCGGGUGUUCCUCUUGGUUCCUGUGGCAUCCCAGAAAUCAAGAAGUUCCAAACUGCUCUUUCUGAUUAUCAACUCAACGUGAUUUCCAAGGAACAUUUGAAUGCCCUCAUCUACUCAGGUCCUGAAGCUGAAAAACACCUAUAUUUGUACCAUCAUGACAACCAUUACGAUGUCAUCACCAGUAUGCCUGCCUUCCUCGCCCGUAAACAGUAUUGCCAUAAAUGCAAGAAGGGCUACGACAAGAUUACUGACCAUCCCUGUGGCGAUCUGUGCAAGUUAUGUAAUAUCCAAAACUGUCCCAUCGUUGAAUGGAAAUUUUGCAAAGACUGUAACCGGUUCUUUAAAAGUGACGAAUGCUUCAACCGCCAUAAAGAUGUCGCCGGUCCUGCCAAAUCCCUGUGUCGUGCUUUAAUUAAAUGCAAGAAAUGCAAACGUGUUGUUACUCGUGCCAGUCUUCGUGAUCAUCAUUGUGGCAAAGUGAGAUGUUCCACCUGUCAAAAAUACGUUAAACGUGAAAACCACCAAUGCUACCUUCAACCUGUAAAGGUAAUGAAGACACGAUCCCCUGAAGAAGGAAACGAUUUGCUCGAUGAUGAUGUGGCCGUGGAAAACGACGUAGAAGACACCAAAAACUUAAUGUUCUUUGACUUUGAGUGCAUGCAAGACGAUGGUAAACACGUCCCCAGUCUCUGCGUAGUCCAGAACGAAAGCGGUGACGAGAAAGCCUUUUCUGGCCCAAACACUAAAGACGAGCUUUGCGAGUGGAUGUUUCAGCAAGAAAACGCGAAUACGACGUUUGUCGCGCAUAACUUCCAGGCCAUGGUACAACGACCAAGAACAGCGUCAGUACGAGUUCGACUUUCAAGCCGAAAUUCUGCGAUACUGUCAAUCCGAUGUGGACAUUUUGCGUCGCUGCUGUCUCGAGUUCCGCGAACUUUUCAGCCAAAUCACAGAUGUUGACCCUUUCGCCUCUUGUCUCACCAUUGCCUCUGCUUGUAAUCUCGUCUUCCGUAAAACGUUCCUCCAGGAGAACACCAUCGCCGUCAUUCCUCCUUGCGGGUACAAGCCUGAAAACAAACAGUCUGUCAUCGCCUUGAAGAUGUUGGCCUGGAUUGCAGAACGUGAUAACAUUGCCAUUCGUCACGCCCGGAACCACGGAGAGCAGCGCAUUGACAAGUAUCUUGUCGAUGGUUUCAACGUCGAGACAAACACUGUUUGGGAAAUUCAAGGAUGCCUGUGGCAUGGAUGCGAAAGGUGUUAUGCCAGAGAUACCGUGAAUCCGAUCAACCAUAUGACCAUGCAAGAUCUUAAGCAGCGAACCCUAGAGAAAAUCCAAUUCCUAAAGGACAACGGAUACAAUGUCGUAGAGAUUUGGACGUGUGAUAUUGAGCGUCAACUUGCCACCGAACCCGAGAUGAAAGACUUCUUCGACAAUUUCGAGAUCUCUGAACCUCUGGAACCUCGUCAUGCAUUCUUUGGUGGAAAGACUAACGCAACACGCCUAUACUACGACGUCCAGCCAGAAGAGAAGAUCCGUCAUGUGGAUUUCUGCAGCCUCUACCCAUGGUAUGUAUGUUGUUGAAGUCUUUUAACUCAAACGUGCUUGUCGUUAACCUUCUUAAGCAAGUUUUAGGUGUAACAAAUACGGCGAGUAUCCAAUUGGCCAUCCCGAGAUUAUUACUGAGAACUUUCAACCUAUCAGUGACUACUUUGGUUUGGUGAAAUGUUCUGUGCUUCCUCCUCGUGCCCUAUACCACCCCGUCCUCCCUUACCGUACUCAGGGUAAAUUGAUGUGUCGUAACUGUGCCGACAACCUUCAACAAGAGCCAUGCCAUCACAGCGACGCCGAGCGAACACUUCAUGGGACGUGGGUGACUUUGGAGCUCGAGAAAGCACUAGAGAAAGGCUACAAACUGGUGAGAAUCGACGAAGUUUGGCACUUCCCCGAGCACACAGAUGGACUGUUUAAGGACUAUAUUGAUACGUUCCUCAAAAUCAAGCAAGAGGUAAGGUUUCAUCACAUGUGUGAUAUUGUCACAUCAUUAGUUUCUCAUUAUUCCUUUCUCUUUUGCAGGCGAGUGGCUUUCCUCCGGAAUGUGACACCGACGAGAAGAAGGGGCAGUACAUCGCUGACUACGCCGCAAAAGAAGGUAUUCAGUUGGAUCCAAGACAGAUUGUGAAGAAUCCUGGUCUGAGGGCGUUGGCGAAGCUCAUGUUGAACUCUUUUUGGGGUAAGUGCAAUGGCAAAUUGUCCACUAACGGUACUUGUUUUUCCUAGGGAAAAAACAAGUGUUUGUUAAAAACCGAUCAUUUCUUGUAGGAAAGUUUGCGCAACGACCCAAUAUGACCAAGGUCAAAAUUAUAUCGGAUCCAGCUGAAUAUUUUGACCUCCUCUUCAGCGACCAGAUUAACGUCACCGACGCGAAUUUCAUCAAUGACGAGCUUAUCGAAGUCCAUUUUGAAAACGUUGACGAAUUCGUGGAAGCCGACGGAAAGACAAAUGUGGUCAUCGCAGCGUUCACCACAGCCCAAGCCCGCCUCAAGCUCUAUGGUGUCCUGAAGCAGUUAAAUCGCCGAGUCUUGUAUUUUGACACAGACUCAGUAAUUUAUGUUUCAAAGGAAGACGAAUGGGAGCCGCCGACAGGAUCCUAUCUUGGUCAAUUAACAGAUGAGUUAGAUGGAGGUUACAUUACCACCUUUGUGUCUGGAGGUCCUAAAAACUAUGCCUACGAGACAAGCACAGACAAAACAGUAUGCAAAGUUAGAGGGAUCACCUUAAACUACAGAACUGCACAAAAGGUUAAUUUUAAUUUAAUGUGUGAUAUGGUUUGUUUAGAAGCGUUGUCUGAUCUCACAGACAGCAUAACUGUAAAUAUACCAUACAAGAUAAAUAGAGACACUAAAGAGAAAAGUGUAAUGACGAGGAGUGAGAACAAGGACUAUCGUAUUGUAUAUAAUAAACGUGUGAUUGUAAAUAAUUUUGAUACAUUGCCUUAUGGUUUUUAA
This is a messenger RNA of Paramuricea clavata, 5021 nucleotides long. Lineage: Eukaryota; Metazoa; Cnidaria; Anthozoa; Malacalcyonacea; Plexauridae. The record is from the annotation of a GenBank genome assembly.